AUGGCCGAUUUACGGUGGAGAAUUGGAGACGAGCACAUUGUUAAAAUUUGGGGCGAUAGGUGGUUGCCUCGGGGUCAUUCUUUUCUCCCCAUUUGUCCUCCUCUUCCUCAUGAUACUAUGGUAAGUUUUUUGUUAGAUUCAGCCCGUAAGUGCUGGGACUUGGGCAAGCUACAAACCCAUUUACUUGAUGUUGAUGUGGAUGUAAUUCGAAAAAUUCCUAUUAGCCCUUGCCUGCCUUCUGAUACAUUGAUUUGGCAUUAUACUCGUGAUGGGAGGUUUUCGGUUCGGUUGGCUUGCCAUUUACAAAUGAAUCUGUCCAGAAUUGGAUCAUAUCCGGAAUCAUCCAAUAGAGGGGAAGCCACACGGCGAUUUUGGAAAGGGGUUUGGCACUUAAAAAUUCCGCACAAGAUCAAGGGCUUUACAUGGAAGGCAUGCUUGAAUAUUAUCCCAACCCGGGACCAGUUAUGGCAACGCCGAGUGCCUAUUGAACUUGGGUGUGACUGUUGUGACGAAGCUGUAGAGACUUUAAUGCACUGUGUUAAGGAAUGUGACGUGGCGCAACAAGUAUGGGCUGCUAGUCCUUUGCCGUUCGUUACAGAUAUUAGGGUGGGGUAUAAUUUUUAUCAUUGGGUAGUUGAGGUUGCGAAACAAGUUGAUGAGGCAGGCUUGGGGUUGUUCUUUGCACUGUGUUGGGGCUUAUGGUUUGCUCGAAACCAAGCUAUAUUCAAUAAUGUUAAGCGGGUUGCCACGGUGAUUGUGCAGAGAGUGUGUGCUCAUUUACAAGAAUUCUGUCAACGACUUUUGGUGCUCUGGAGGCCAUUGAUUGUUCGGGAGGCUCAUGGUACAGUUCUUGCAGCCAUGUCGGAACGACUGCCGCAUUGGGUUGAUGCAGAUUGUGCUGAAGCUUUAGCCGCGGCAAGUGCGAUUGCGUUUGCUGCAGAACUGGGUCUGUAUCAUAUUCAGUUGGAGGGGGACUCUUUAUCCAUUAUAAAAGCUUUCCACUGUGAGGAUCAAGUGCUCUCCACGUUUGGCCAUAUUCUCCAAGGUGCUGUGUGUACAAGCCGUUGCUUCACCAGUUUUUGCUGCUCGCAUGUGUUGCGCAAUGGAAAUAAGGCUGCUCAUGGGCUGGCUCGUAUGGCGGGUCAUGUGACCGGUAAGAGAGUUUGGAGGAAUGAGGUGCCAGCUGAAUUAUGUAGGAUUAUUCGGGCCGAGUCUGUUUAG
Molecule: messenger RNA, 1221 nt
Organism: Camellia sinensis
Lineage: Eukaryota; Viridiplantae; Streptophyta; Magnoliopsida; Ericales; Theaceae
Source: RefSeq, a predicted model, not a curated record